Molecule: messenger RNA, 2052 nt
Organism: Dinoponera quadriceps
Lineage: Eukaryota; Metazoa; Arthropoda; Insecta; Hymenoptera; Formicidae
Product: homeobox protein B-H2-like
Exons: 3
Coding region: 225-1778 (517 amino acids)
Biological process (GO): regulation of DNA-templated transcription
Molecular function (GO): DNA-binding transcription factor activity, RNA polymerase II-specific; DNA binding
Source: RefSeq, a predicted model, not a curated record
CGCGCUCGUCGCACGGGGGCAGGAGUGAGUCCAAGGGCCGAGGUCUACCGGGAAUACAGUGAAGUGAAGUUGACACAGUGAGAGAGAGGGCGCGAAUUCCUGGCGCAGGCUACGUCGUCACCGUCGGCAAGAUUCUGUCUCCCAGGUACCGGGCGAGUCCUGGGGUGGCGACAGAGGCACCUGCAGGUGCCCGUAGCCCGAAGGAACCACCUGCGUCUACCGUGAUGACGGUCCAUCAUCAGCAGAACCACCACGUGGCCGCUCUCAGUGGCGUCGCCGUGGCCAAUAACGGACUGAACCUCAGCAGGAUGUCCGGCCUGGAGGCGCACCGGCUGGAGAACAUCGUCGACCGGAACGGCGUCGAGCGCCUCUCCAACGGUCUGGACUCGCGGAACAACAAUCUAAAUAAUAACAACGGCCUGGAGAGGGGCGACGCCUCGACGACGAUGCCGCAGCGAUCGAGGUUUAUGAUCACCGACAUCCUGGGCGGCGCGUCCAGCAAGAUGCACCAGACCGGGCUGCCCAGCCAGGAACCACCCGGAAGUCCACCCUCGACGCCGCGAGACCUCAGUGUCAGGCAUCAGUCCAGAACGUCCUUGAGCAACAGCAAUCUGGACGAGGACAGCGACGCCAGCCACCACGACGGCGCUUCCGUUACUUCCAAUGGUGGCAAAGAGGAUGAUCCUAAAAGCUCGUCCUCGAGCUCCCUGGGUUCCGCGCAAAGUAAGAAGCAGCGUAAAGCGCGCACAGCUUUCACGGAUCACCAGCUUCAGACCCUCGAGAAGAGCUUCGAGCGGCAGAAGUACCUCAGCGUUCAGGACAGAAUGGAACUAGCGGCGAAACUGCAGCUGACGGACACGCAAGUGAAAACGUGGUACCAAAACAGAAGAACGAAAUGGAAGCGGCAGACGAUCGUGGGCUUCGAGAUCAUGGCCGAGAACAACUUCGCCGUGGCGGCGUUCCAGCAGCUGUACGGGAGCGGCGCGGCGACCAUACCUGCGCACCCCGCCGCCGGGCGCUACUGGCAGUACCCCGGCGCGCAUACGUUACCCACGAACGGAUUCUUCUACCAGCAGGCCUCGGCGGCGGCGACCCUGCAGAAGCCGCUUCCCUACCGUCUGUACCCGCCCACGAUGAUCUUAGCGGGGCCGAGCAACCCUUUGGGUUCUUUGACGGCGAGCUCCAGCCUAUCCUCCCUCAGCAACUACUACAGAGACAGCCCGGAAAUGGCCGACGGCCGGGACUCUUCGAGGAAGAGGGAGAGGAGCAAGAGUCCGGAAUCGAGGGACAGGUCGCCGCCCAGGAAGUCGGCCGCGAGAUUGUACCAGUUGCCGAUGAUGCAGGCGGGCCCCAGCAAUCCCCUCGGCACCCUCACGGCGACCUCGAACCUCCCCAACAUGAACAACUACUACAGGGACAGUCCGGAGCUGGUGGAGGGAAGGGAUAACAUGGACAGGUCGAGGAAGCAGGAGAGAAGCAAGACUCCGGACUCCAGCGACAGGUCACCCCUGAGGAAGGACGCGCGAGCCUAUCCCUCGACGAUGAUCCAACCGGGUCCCAGCAACCCCCUCGGCCCCCUCGCCACGGCCGGUUCGAAUCUAUCGAACUUGAAUAACUACUACAGAGACAGCCCGGAAAUAGUGGACGGCAGGGAAGGUAUGAACCGGGCGCGGCAACGGGAGAGGAGCCAAAGCCAGGACAGAUCGCCCAUGCAAAGGGAGGAUAGCCCUCGGAGCAUAAGGGCCGAUAGCGACGAGGAGAGCAUACACGAUAUCUAGAACAUGGAGGUCCCUCGUGCCGCCAAUGGCGUGUCCGAAACGUCGCACUGUGACUAUGAAGAGGAGAAGGGGGAGGAGGAUGACGACGAGUGCGUCACGCAGCAGGAUUAGGAAAGCAGCGACGCGACCUCCUCGUGAUGACGAUGCUAAGGUGCGAGAGCGAGUGAAUGGCGGACGAAGAAGAGCCGACUCGCCUCGACGAAACAUUUUACUAGAAAUAUCGAGUACGUGACUCCCUUUGGAAGGUCCUUGUGAAUCGGGCAGCUACCGGGAA